This is a messenger RNA of Gossypium raimondii (Peruvian cotton), 1765 nucleotides long. Its product is annotated as proline dehydrogenase 2, mitochondrial. Gene Ontology annotation, cellular component: mitochondrion. The coding region runs from base 61 to 1605 and encodes 514 amino acids. Gene Ontology annotation, molecular function: FAD binding; proline dehydrogenase activity. NCBI's taxonomy places the organism in Eukaryota, Viridiplantae, Streptophyta, Magnoliopsida, Malvales, Malvaceae. The transcript has 4 exons. The record is from RefSeq and is a predicted model, not a curated record.
CCCAUAACUUAGCUUGCAAGUCAAAAACUAUAUUCUCUAAUUGUCCGCUCGCUCCCUUCUAUGGCAACAAAGUUUCUCUCACCAAAACUCCUCAAUACCUUCCCCUCAUUCACUAGGUUUCUUAACUCAGCCUCCACCGCUUCCCUCGCCGCCGUUGCAUCUCUCAAUUUUGACGAAAAGCCUGAACCCGCCGCUGUUGAAAAACAGCCGACUUCCCUUAAACAAGAAUCAAUUACAAACGCAACUCUAGACCUUGAUGAUCACCAAAGGCUUUUUGGUUCCAUUCCUACCUUGAACCUUCUACGUUCAUCGGCCAACCUCGGGUUGGCUGCUAACGAGCGGUUCGUAGAUUUCGGCAUGUGGAUUAUGAAUUCUAGGCUCAUGGAAACAAGUUUGGUACGUGACGCUAUAUUGAAAGCAGUUAGACAUACGUUCUUUCAACACUUCUGCGCGGGUGAAACGACGGAGGAGGCGGCGGACUGUGUGAGGAGAAUCCACGACAAGGGUUUCAGAGGGAUGCUGGUUUAUGCGGUGGAGCAUACGAGCGAUAACGCCGGUUGUGACCGAAAUUUGGAAGGUUUCCUUGGGAGUGUUGAAUUGGCCAAGUCGCUUCCAGCUUCGUCUGUGAGCUUUGUCAUAGCAAAGAUAACAGCAAUAUGCCCCAUCGGCCUGCUAAAGAGAGUUAGUGACUUACUGAGGUGGCAAUACAAGGACCCUUCUUUUUAUCUGCCAUGGAAACUGAACACUUUACCAAUUUUCUCAGACUCUAGUGCUCUAUAUCACACACUUGAAAAGCCUGCACCAUUAUCCCCAAAAGAAGAGUCAGACCUUCAACUAGCGCACCAGAGACUUCUAGAACUCUGCCAAAAGUGCGUUCAAGAUAACGUGGCAUUGACAAUCGAUGCUGAGGACACAUCAAUACAACCUGCCAUUGAUUACUUCACAUAUUCUUCAGCAAUCAUGUAUAACCAAGAUGGUAAUCCUAUUGUUUUCGGUACAAUUCAAGCAUACUUGAAAGAUGCAAAAGAGAGGCUGUUCGUGACAACCAAAACUGCACAAAGUCUGGGGAUUCCAAUGGGGUUCAAACUAGUAAGGGGUGCUUAUAUGUCCAGUGAAAGCAAAUUAGCUUCUUUGUUAGGCUAUGAUUCCCCGAUUCACAACAGCAUUCAGGAGACACAUGCAUGCUACAAUGACUGUGCUUCUUUUAUGCUCGAGAGGAUUGCUGAUGGCUAUGGUGCAGUUGUUCUUGCUACUCAUAAUGUUGAGUCAGGGCAACUGGCAGCAUCAAAAGCAUGCGAUCUAGGAAUUCAGAAGGGAAACCAAAAGUUAGAAUUUGCUCAGCUCUAUGGAAUGUCAGAGGCUCUUUCUUUUGGUUUGAGAAAUGCAGGGUUUCAAGUUAGCAAGUAUUUACCAUAUGGACCUGUAGCUAUGGUAAUGCCAUACCUUCUAAGGAGGGCCGAAGAGAACAGAGGACUGUUAUCGACUUCAAGCCUUGAUAGUGUACUCAUGGGGAAGGAGUUGAAGAGAAGACUUAAGAAGCUGCAAUUUGCCAAGUCAGAGAUGGCAUCUCCGAGUAGCAUGAAGAUAGAAAUAGGAACACAUUGAAAAUUUUAACCUAGGGGUUAAAACAUGGCUUUCACUUCCAGGGAUGGCUAGAUUGUUCUUAUCAGAUUGCAAUUUCCGCCAACAAUGUAUAAAAAUAAGAAAUAAAUGUAACCUUUGGUGAUGAAUAUCAUAUCAAUGCCACUCCACAAUGUUAGUUAAA